GGCUGCGCUCCGCGAGGGCGGCCGGGCGUCCCUCUGCUGGCUCAGUCCGGGCUCCGGGCCCCGCGGCGGCGGCGGCACCAUGUUCCUCCACUCGGUCAACCUCUGGAACCUGGCGUUUUACGCCCUCAUGGUCUUCAUGGCCACCCUGGGGCUGUGGGACGUCUUCUUCGGCUUCGAGGAGAACAAGUGCAGUAUGAGCUACAUGUUUGAGUACCCGGAGUAUCAGAAAAUAGAACUUCCAAAGAAACUGGCAAAACGCUAUCCUGCAUAUGAAUUAUAUCUUUACGGAGAAGGAUCCUAUGCUGAAGAACACAAAAGUCUCCCUUUGACAGGUAUUCCAGUUCUCUUUCUUCCGGGUAACGCUGGAAGUUAUAAGCAAGUUCGUUCUAUUGGCUCUAUUGCACUUAGAAAAGCAGAAGACAUUGACUUCAAGUACCACUUCGACUUCUUUAGUGUGAAUUUCAAUGAAGAAUUGGUGGCACUGUAUGGGGGAAGUCUUCAGAAGCAGACCAAGUUUGUACAUGAGUGCAUUAAAACAAUUCUCAAGCUCUAUAAGGGUCAAGAAUUUGCUCCAAAAAGUGUGGCAAUAAUUGGUCAUUCUAUGGGCGGCCUUGUUGCAAGAGCAUUGCUUACACUAAAAAAUUUUAAACAAGAUCUGAUAAAUCUCCUUAUUACACAAGCCACACCUCAUGUUGCUCCUGUGAUGCCAUUAGAUCGUUUUAUUACGGAUUUUUAUAUGACUGUAAACAAUUAUUGGAUUCUAAAUGCUAGACACAUAAAUUUGACCACGCUUUCUGUAGCUGGAGGAUUCCGGGAUUACCAAGUUCGUUCAGGACUGACUUUUCUGCCAAAAUUAAGCCAUCAUACCAGUGCCUUAUCUGUUGUGAGUUCAGCAGUGCCUAAGACCUGGGUCUCAACUGACCACCUCUCCAUCGUGUGGUGUAAACAGUUGCAAUUGACUACAAUUCGAGCGUUCUUUGAUCUUAUUGAUGCUGAUACUAAACAAAUAACUCAAAAUCCGAAGAAGAAAUUGUCAGUAUUGAAUCACCACUUUAUAAGACACCCAGCAAAACACUUUGAGGAAAACCCAGCAAUAAUUUCUGACUUAACAGGAACAUCUAUGUGGGUUCCAGUAAAAGUGUCCAAAUGGACGUAUGUGGCUUACAACGAGUCUGAUAAGAUCUAUUUUACAUUUCCUCUUGCAAAUCAUAGAAAAAUCUACACUCAUGUUUAUUGUCAGAGCACCAUGCUGGAUACAAAUAGUUGGAUUUUUGGCUGCAUAAACAGCACGUCUAUGUGCCGGCAAGGAGUUGAUCUAUCAUGGAAAGCUGAACUACUGCCAACAAUUAAGUCUCUGACGUUAAGACUUCAAGACUAUCCAUCUUUGUCUCAUCUUGUUGUUUAUGUACCAUCUAUUCAUGGAAGUAAGUUUGUUGUAGAUUGCGAAUUCUUUAAAAAAGAGACGAGAUCCAUACAGCUGCCUGUAACUCAUCUGUUUUCCUUUGGAUUGUCAUCAAGGAAAGUAAUAUUAAAUACAAGCGGCCUGUUCUAUAAUAUAGAGCUCCUGAACUUUGGACAGAUAUACCAAGCUUUUAAAAUCAACGUAGUAAGCAAGUGCUCAAGUGUCAAAGAAGAAAUAACUAGUAUCUAUAAACUUCAUAUUCCCUGGUCUUAUGAAGAUUCACUAACCAUUGCACAGGCACCGUCCUCCACAGAAAUUUCUCUGAAACUGCAUAUUGCUCAACCAGAAAAUGAUAGCCAUGUAGCAUUAUUAAAAAUGUACACAUCAUCAGACUGUCAGUAUGAGGUGACGGUUAAGACUUCCUUUUCACAAAUACUUGGACAGGUGGUUCGAUUUCAUGGUGGAGCUCUUCCAGCGUAUGUCAUAUCUAGUAUCCUUCUUGCCUAUGGAGGACAGUUAUACUCUCUUUUCUCAACAGGUCAUUGCUUAGAAUAUGCUGCUAUGUUGGAUAAAGAAGCCAAACCAUACAAAGUUGAUCCUUUUGUAAUUAUGAUUAAGUUUCUGUUGGGGUAUAAAUGGUUUAAAGAAUUAUGGGAUGUAUUGUUGUUACCAGAAUUGGAUGCCAUCGUUUUAACUAGUCAGAGUAUGUGCUUCCCUCUUGUGUCCUUGAUUCUCUUUCUGUUUGGAACAUGUACUGCCUACUGGGGUGGCCUCCUCUCGUCCACAUCUGUGAGACUCCUUUCUUCCUUGUGGCUAGCUUUGAAAAGGCCCUCUGAACUUCCUAAAGAUAUCAAGAUGAUAUCGGCAGACUUGCCCUUUUUAACAGUUGUUUUGAUCAUAGUUAGUUGGACGACUUGUGGAGCGUUUGCCAUACUGCUUACUUAUCUUUACUAUGUGUUUAAGAUUGUUCAUCUGCAAGCCAGCCUAACUUCUUAUAAAAAUAGCCAGACUGUGAAUCCCAAACACUCUAGAAGAAGUGAAAAGAAGUGCAGUCAGCAUAAAGACUCUGCAGCGCACCAUCGUCGUUUAUCUGUCGGCGACGCUGAGGACAGCAUCCGCAUGCACAGUACUGUGAUCAACCUGCUCACGUGGGUUGUGUUACUCAGCAUGCCGUCUUUAAUUUAUUGGUUAAAGAAUCUUAGAUAUUACUUUAAACUUAAUCCUGAUCCAUGUAAACCUUUGGCAUUUAUCCUUAUUCCAACUAUGGCAAUUCUUGGAAAUACUUACACUGUUUCAAUAAAAUCAAGUAAAUUGUUGAAGACUACGUCACAAUUUCCACUUCCUCUGGCUGUUGGUGUGAUUGCUUUUGGGUCAGCACAUUUAUACAGGGUUCCCUGCUUUGUCUUCAUUCCUCUUUUACUCCAUGCGUUAUGCAACUUUAUGUAAGAUUGGAUUUAAGGAAUGAUAAAGAUGAUUUAUGCCUUUAGGGCCAGUAAUAAGAGGGAACGCACAGAUCCAUCAAUGUGGACAGCAAGAUCUUUUGGAGAAGACAAGUCUAUUUUUACAAUAUUGGAAAUAGGAAAUUAGUUUUGUAAUGCUUGAGGAAAGUAGUUGAAGCAUGGUUUUGUUUUGUGGUAUGGCAUCUGUGUACAAGUCAUUUUGGAAAAUUUAGUAAAAGGAUGCAGUGGCCGCUCUCUGAGGACACCUCUGCAUAUCAGCUUGUCUGCUUGAUUGGCCAUACCAGGGAUCUUCUCCUAAAUGCUCAGUAAAUGUAGCAUUGCUUGUAAUUUCACCUCAGGCAUUCUGCUCAUUUCAUCAAACAUUGUUCUGAAAAGUGGGUUACUUUGUAUUUGCUACAGUAUACUUAUUCUGAAAUACAUCUUAAAAGAUUGAUGAAAUUCACAACUGUUUGGUUUCUCAAAAAUGAAAUAGCCACUACGAGUCUUUGGCAGCCUCAGUGAACAAAGUAGAUCUUUUUUCUUCUUACAUCUAUGAAAAUAUAACCUUUAAUUCUAAGCAGAAAUGUUUUCUUGAUAACAGUACAAGAUUGAUGGACGGAAACAUAAUUCAAAUUCAAAACUUAAUGAAAUUUUCUUAUUACUUUUCAAAUAUAAAUCUUAUUUUGUCCUUGGUGAAUAUCAGGAGACUAUUAAAGAGAUUUAUUGUUAAAGAAAAUUCUCAUAAAUAUUUACCUACUGUCAUUGAGCAGUUCAGUUGUUCAGUCUAUAUCAUUUUACUUAAUUCAUUGACCCCCGUGGCUUACAAAAGUGCCUCAGGUCAUGAUGGAUUGUUAAAAUAACUAAAUUCUGGUGGUCAGGAAAAACUCUAGGUAUGUACAGUUUUUGUCUGCUGUGGAAAAUAACAUGAUCAAGUGCAAUACCACCUUUGAUGUAUAAAAUUAUACAAUAAAUAGAAUAAAUAUAAAUUGGAGGCUUAGCCACUAAGUGGAAUCUUAAUUUGCCGUGGUGAUUACUGUUUGGCAGAUAAGAGUAAUGUUUCUAUUUCAUUUGAGAUUUCAGCUCAGCUUUAGCUACAAAAGAGUAGCAAGUAGGUAAUGGAGCUAGGCAGCUUUGCCUUAAACUAGCAUAAACUCAGGCUGAGGCAUACCUGGCUCAUGAAGUCCUUCCUUUAGAUGUGGAUGCUGUAAAUACCCAAACCUCCAAAUCAAAGUCCUUGAGUCCCAGUAAUUCUGCAUUUGCACCUGUAAACUUGUAUCCUUGUUAGUGCCCAGGAUGUCCUAGAGUACCAGGUUCCUUCUAU
Molecule: messenger RNA, 4162 nt
Organism: Equus quagga
Lineage: Eukaryota; Metazoa; Chordata; Mammalia; Perissodactyla; Equidae
Product: GPI inositol-deacylase
Exons: 27
Coding region: 80-2848 (922 amino acids)
Biological process (GO): endoplasmic reticulum to Golgi vesicle-mediated transport; GPI anchor metabolic process
Cellular component (GO): endoplasmic reticulum
Molecular function (GO): phosphatidylinositol deacylase activity
Source: RefSeq, a predicted model, not a curated record